This is a messenger RNA of Acanthoscelides obtectus, 2523 nucleotides long. NCBI's taxonomy places the organism in Eukaryota, Metazoa, Arthropoda, Insecta, Coleoptera, Chrysomelidae. The record is from the annotation of a GenBank genome assembly.
UAUAUACGGAACCACUAGCAGCGGUACCUGCUACACUGUAGGAAUUCCCGCAUACCCGGAAUGAUAAUUCAUGCGCAUCAUCGCACCUCGUACUUUUUCAUCCUGCCAUUUCAAUCCUAGAUCAUCAAUCAAUCAAAACCUACUCAGUGCGAACUCGCAGAUCCGAAGCCAAAGUGACUAACAAAUUUUGAAUGGUACCACUUUGCUUGCUAGUUCUUACGGCAUAAGAUAAAUACAAAUACUUGCGGAUGAUCGAAGAUUCAGAUAAAAACCAUUAGAAAACGCAUCUGUGACUACAACAAGCUGUUUGUUUAGUGAUUUAAGUGAGGUGUUUGUGAUUUGGUCGAUAUUAUGGAUUAAAGGGCACUUCUAUUUGGAAGACAAGAAACACGGCUUCAUCUGCAGAGCAAUAUGAGAAAAGAAGACUGUGAUACUACAAUUAGGCUAACGACUAAAAUUAAAUCACCCUGCUCACCGCCAUCGUACUACAAGCAUUCCGGAAGAUGUUAGCAGCGAUUUUCAACUACUGGCUGUGCUUACUUUUGCUAGGUGUGCUUCCAUCACAAUCUUUAAGUUGCCAGAACCAGCUACCAGACAGUCCAUGCUCCAGCGUGUUCCGAUAUCAAUGCGACGACCAUGUAGGCUUGUAUGGAGAGAUAGCCUUCGCAUCUCCUGAUAGCGAGACUGUACAGUUGGAUAUUGAAUUUUCAGUUGGAAACAGAGUUGACGGGUAUAAUGGAAAAAUCGAGCUACAAGGCCACCACUACAAAGAAAAGCUCAUCGAGGACGUGGUCAAUCAUCGAACAUUGAGUUACAAAGUAUUUUUUCCAACAUGGCAAGAUAUACCUCCCAAGGUUUCAAAGAUUUCUGUGAACGGAAAUCUGAUUUGCAGUGGCCCAAAGAUAUCCAUGCACCAAGUCCAGAUAGUGACAACGGUCAAUCUGCAGCACAGGCUGCGUGUCCAAGUCCAGCCCUUGUCAGAAAACUCCGUGCCUGAGGAAGGCGCACAGAAUCAGAGACCCAACAGGAUCGGCAAUGACCCUCCCAGGAGGUUUGAGAGCAACCUCUUCAACUUUCAACCCCGUAGGCCAGAUGUGAGCGGGGAUGACGAUGUUAUGCCAGGGGUGCUGAGUAAUCCAUUCAACUUCAGACCCAAGAUGCCUAAGGACCCUACUAAAGUGUAUGGACUGAAUCCUUUCUUUGCUCAAGAAAACACCCAAUACACACAGGAUGCACCUCAAGAUAUUCAGCUCGCUACACCUUCCUCAAUAACUCAGGUCAAUAUUGCAAUCGCACCAACAUCAGAUGUUCUAGGGAAUUUUCCUGAAAACACCACAGCGGAUGCUAUUAUUAUUGAUGUACCAGGUAAACAUGACGAUCGACGAAUACAGAACAAUCUACAAUACUCAUCACCAAAGGAUCGUAACACAAAAAGAGGAACUUCAUCAGAUGCAGAAAAAGCUAUAUCAGAAUUGAUAUCCAGAAAUCCAUUUUUGUCUUCGUUGGCCGCUAAUGGAGAUACAUCCCAGGAAGCUUCUGGACAAAAUUUUAACCGGCCAACCACUCAAAGGCCACAAGUGAAGACGUCCAUACCACCCCAAAGGAGGCCAGAGGAAAACAACAACCUUCCUGGUACAAGGCAAACACAGAUUGGUGUGAUGCCAAAAAUAAAUGCAGACACAAUACCGUUCGAGGACACUUGUGGCAGGGCAGUCACAAUCAACCAGCUAGUCUUCCAUGGAGGCACUGUUCAAAAAGGGGCCUAUCCUUGGUUGGCCGCGUUAUUUUGGGCUAAUUCCUCUGCAGUAUCAUACACUGUUUCGUACAAAUGCAGUGCUACGCUCAUUUCUCAACUUCAUGUGGUAACAGCUGCCCAUUGCGUGAAAAGGAAAAACCGCGGUUACGACGAAACUCUGGACGCUAAAGACCUGCUGGUGAAACUAGGAAAGCUGAACAUCCAAGAAUGGACGUACAGUCCCGGGGAGAAGAUUAUCGCUCCCAAGUCUAUCACGGUGCAUCCCGAUUACAUUUCCUCGCAUAGCGAUGCGGACAUUGCAGUGUUGGAAUUGAUCGAGAGGAUUGAGUUUACUACAACCAUUAGGCCUAUUUGCUUGUGGAGUGGGCCGACAAACUUGGAAGUUGUUGUAGGAAAACUGGGCACUGUGGUAGGAUGGGGAAUGGAUGAAAAUGGCAACAUAACCACCUCAGAACCUAGACAAGUGAGCCUGCCAGUUGUUAGCCACGAAGACUGCCUAAGCAGUUCAGCUAUCUUUGCCACUCAGGUCACUGGAAGGACGUUUUGCGCUGGUUUUAGAAACGGUUCCGGACCAUGCAACGGGGACAGCGGAAGUGCCUUCGCACUACAACAAAAUGGCCGCUGGAUGCUGAGAGGCAUAGUGUCUAUUUCUGUGUCAGAGCACGCCACUAGACACUGCGAUUUGAGUAAUUACGUUAUAUUCACUGACGCCAGUAAAUACGUUGACUGGUUAUUAUCCUUUUUCAAAUAAACGGUUCUAGUUUUUA